Messenger RNA from Neoarthrinium moseri, 1248 nucleotides. RefSeq lists its product as uncharacterized. Gene Ontology annotation, cellular component: cytoplasm; nucleus. Gene Ontology annotation, molecular function: protein binding. Bases 1 to 1248 code for a protein of 415 amino acids. The transcript is spliced from 2 exons. The record is from RefSeq and is a predicted model, not a curated record. Lineage: Eukaryota; Fungi; Ascomycota; Sordariomycetes; Amphisphaeriales; Apiosporaceae.
AUGAAAGAGAGGAUUUUACCGCGACUCUACAUCAACGAUGCCCAGGAUAGCCCUCCUGGCGCCACUCCUUUCGCCUUGCAGUUCAGUUGUUGGCAUGCAAGGAUGAAUGCCUACGAAUUGUCAAUCGAUGCGAUAAAGCGAACAAAGAAGGACUUGCGCGAUAUCAUAAAUCGUGUGUUUGACGUCAGAAAACUAGACAGAUUUGGGGCUAGGAGAGGCGUCGUUACCACAGAGGACUACGGCCUCAUUGCGAUAUACUCAGGUGAACCCAAGAGGCUCAGUACUCUUCUAAGUCUCUGCUCUCUACGUGGGAGCACAGCCAUUGCCGAUUCUCUUAUUACUGAAGGCGCUGACGUCGACAUCACGGACGCAAAAGGAAACACUCCCGUGCAUUAUGCCUUGAAUGAACAUAUGGAAUAUGCACUGACGGCAUACGUAUCGCUGCAGGCAUGUCUGCUCGUGCAUCGAGGUGCACGGGUUGAUGGGAAACUCGAAAAGAACAAACAAGGCCCGUUAGUAUCCCUCAUACGCAUCCACUACCUCCAACAUCAUGGCUGUAUAGCUGCACCUUCCAAGUGGUACAGCACCCUGCACCGGAUGAAUAGUGACGGGGCCUUUGAUCCUCGGCAUUUAGUCCCAGACACACUCUCCACAAUACGAUACCUUAUCCGGGCUGGGGUUGACGUGUCACCGAACACGAACGACCCUCGUCGGCUGCCUUUGGCACACGCGAUUCACUGUCGGGAUCCUAAGAUUGUCGAACUCCUUCUCGCAGCCGGCGCUGACCCCAGCCCGACUUUUGUGGUGGAUGGCAACAGGGAGAAGUAUCUGUUCUUGACUGAAGCCAUCUAUUUCAGCACUCCCCAUAUUGCCCGAAUUCUUUUGGAAGCAGGUGCAGCCCUAGAGGAGUCGCCUGGUAGCGCACAAGAACCUCCCAUACUAGCUCUCAGCUGUCAAGUACACCGCGAGAAAGAAUUCAUCGACGUGGCGCGUUCAAUCUGUCAACGUAUACAGGAUAUUGAUCGGCCAAUCAAAGGUAAUUCAGCACUCUGGUGGUCUUUGAAAACUGGCACCUUUCAAAUUUCCAAGAUUCUUCUGCAGAACGGCUCAUCAUGGGGGUCCAGAGGUGUUUUCAUGCGUGCCAAAGUGGUGGAAACACUUCUAACAGCAUUACUUUCAAAUGGCACAGCACACGGCACAGAUGCGGAUCGUGGAUCAUCCAGGCGAACUAGUCAUCUAGGGCUAUAG